Messenger RNA from Rhododendron vialii, 846 nucleotides. RefSeq names its product heavy metal-associated isoprenylated plant protein 31. Bases 223 to 648 code for a protein of 141 amino acids. The record is from RefSeq and is a predicted model, not a curated record. NCBI's taxonomy places the organism in Eukaryota, Viridiplantae, Streptophyta, Magnoliopsida, Ericales, Ericaceae. Gene Ontology annotation, molecular function: metal ion binding. The transcript is spliced from 3 exons.
UGAGCUCAUAUGUUAAACUACCUUCAAUUUCAAGACCCAAGGUUCUCAAGAACCUUCAUUAAAACCCAAAUAUAAAUAGGAGUACUUCCCUAGCUAAAACAAUAAGAGGGAGGCUGCAAGGGGGCUCUUUCUACACUUACUAGAGCGAGAGAGAGAGAGAGAGAGAGAAAGAAAGAACGCUCUGUUGGUAUCCUCAUUGGAGCUUUAGCUAUCCUCUUAACGAUGUCUGUGGUGGAGGUUAGAGUUCCAAAUUUAGAUUGCGAGGGAUGUGCUUCUAAACUCAGAAGAUCCAUCUACAAGCUAAAAGGGGUGGAAGAGAUAGACAUAGACAUGGAGAUACAAAAGGUAACAGUGAGAGGAGGGUUUGGGCUGGACCAGGAAAAGAAGGUGCUAAAGGCCAUAAAGCGCGCAGGAAAAGCAGCCGAGCCCUGGCCCUACCCAGGAGGCCACUCCCACUUCGCUUCUUUCUACAACUACCCGGCCCACGUCGUCAACCACUACUACUCCGACGCCUCCAGAAACGUCGCUCCGAACAGCAUCCACGCCUUCUUCCACACCCCGGCUGCUUACUCGGUGGCCGUGGCCUCCGACGAGGCGGUUGCUUCGCUCUUUAGUGACGAAAAUCCCCAUGCUUGUAGUAUCAUGUAGUAAUUUUUCCAAAUGUGUUUCUAAGGAUCUUGUGUAACGUGGUCAAGGCUAUUUCGUAUUGGGAUACUGCCAUUAGUUGCUUCACUUUAUUUUUCCGUCUGCUGCGAGCGUGGCUUCACUUGAUAAUGUAACUCGUUUGUGGCCGGCACAAUCCGUUUGUCUCCCAUAGGAAGAGAAAUAUGAGUUAGGAUAUUGCAA